CAUUGUCAAAUUAUGUGACCAAGUCACCAUCAUCCAUUAAUUUAACUUUGUAAUAUUUUCUCUUUUGAGUUGAUUCUACGAAAAUAGUUUUCAACGUUUGAAUUAAUAUUGAGUAAGUCCUUAAAAUGUCUAAAAAAAAGGGAAACAAAAAGAAUCUCGACCUAGAUGAAGAUUUGGAUGAAAAAUCUGUACCCAAUGAGAGUCGUGACAUAACCUCUAAAACUAAAGGAAAAGGAAAAAAGAAAGGUAAAGGAGACUGGAGUGACAAUGAAGAUGAAAUUCCGAAAAAGUCAGUUGAAGAAGAUGAACAAAACUGUCCUGCUCUAUCUGCUAAAAAGUCUCAUAAGAAAGGUAAAAAUAAAAAGAAAGGUGUAGACAUGUCAGAUGAAGACGAUAGCAAGUCAGUUGUGAGUAAUGCAACCAGUACUGCUUCCAAGCCAGUCAGUAAGGGAAAUAAAAAGAAGAAAGGUAAAGGAAAGAAGGAUGAAGAUUGGACUGAUGAAGGAAGUGACAUAGAGCUUCAAGAAGUGUCAGAGGAUGAAAUUGCUAAGCCUGUCUCUAAAAAAAAAGCUAAAAACAAAAAGAAAAAUAUAGAAGCUGUUUCCUCUGAUGAUGAACAUGAAGACUCAAAAUCAGUAGUUAGUAAUGUAUCUAGUAAUACUGCCAAACCAGCAACAAAAUCUAAGAACAAGAAGGGCAAAAAGAAUGAAUGGCCUGAAGAAGAAAGCGAUAAAGAAUUGAAAAUGCCGUCCUCUGACGAGGAGGAGCUACCGGAGCUACCCGUCAAAAGUAAAGGUAAAAAUAAAAAGAAGAACAAUAUAGAUGACAUUGAAAAUGAGCUCAAGAAAUUUGAAAUUAAGGAGGAAGAACCUGAAAUACCUCCGAAAAAAACAAAGGAUAAAAAAAAGAAGGUGAAACAGGAAGACAUUGUUGGAGAAGGGGAUAUGUCCGACGACGAGGCUUCCAAGGAGGCUGAUGAUAAGCCCACAGAGCUCAGUAAAGAGUCAUCCGAACCAGUUGAAAAGAAAUUAAGUCACAAAGAGAAAAAGAAGCUGAAGAAACAACAGGAAUACGAGAAGCAGGUGGAAAUGCUCACCAAAAAGGGAGGGCAGGGGCACAGCGACUUGGACGCCAAUUUCACCGUCAGCCAAGCUCAAAAAUCUGCUGGUCAGAUGGCAGCUCUAGAAAACGCCGUGGACAUUAAAGUGGAAAACUUCUCAAUAGCCGCUAAAGGCAAAGACUUGUUUGUGAACGCGAACUUGCUGAUUGCGAACGGGCGACACUACGGUCUUGUGGGGCCCAAUGGCCACGGGAAGACUACGCUGCUGCGGCAUUUGGCGCAGCGUGCCUUCCCGCUCCCACCGCAUAUCGACAUCCUGCUCUGUGAGCAAGAGGUCACGGCGAGUGAUUUGAGCGCAGUCGAUACCAUACUGGAAUCCGAUGUCAAGAGGACUGAGUUACUUAAGGAAUGUAAAGAGCUAGAAGCUGAAAUAGAAAAAGGAAAUCUUAAGAAACAGGAGAGGUUAAAUGAUGUGUACGCGGAGCUAAAGGCGAUCGGCGCCGAUUCAGCGGAGCCCCGCGCGCGGCGCAUCCUGGCGGGGCUGGGCUUCAGCCGCGAGAUGCAGGGCCGCGCCACCAAGAACUUCUCCGGCGGCUGGCGCAUGAGAGUGUCGCUAGCUAGGGCGCUGUAUAUAGAACCUACACUUCUUUUACUCGACGAGCCCACAAAUCACUUAGAUCUCAACGCUGUAAUUUGGUUAGACAAUUACCUACAAGGCUGGAAAAAGACCUUACUAGUCGUAUCUCACGACCAGUCCUUCUUAGACAAUGUUUGUAAUGAAAUCAUACAUUUAGAUCAACAGAAACUAUUCUAUUACAAAGGCAAUUACUCUAUGUUCAAAAAAAUGUAUGCACAAAAGAGGAAAGAGAUGAUAAAGGAAUAUGAGAAGCAAGAAAAGAGGUUGAAGGAUUUAAAGGCACAUGGGCAGUCCAAGAAGCAAGCCGAGAAGAAGCAGAAAGACGCGUUGACGCGCAAGCAAGAGAAGAAUCGCAGCAAGUCGUCGCGCGAGGAGGCGGAGGACGCCGCGGCGCCGGCGUCGCUGCUGCAGCGGCCCAAGGAGUACAUCGUCAAGUUCAGCUUCCCCGACCCGCCGCCGCUGCAGCCGCCCAUACUCGGCUUGCACAACGUAGAUUUCAAUUUCGAGGGCCAAAAGCCGCUGUUCAUUGGCGUGGACUUCGGCAUAGAUCUGAACUCCCGAAUUGCGAUAGUUGGCCCCAAUGGAGUUGGCAAGUCUACCUUCCUCAAGUUGCUCGUUGGGGACCUGAGUCCUGUGCGCGGGGAACUUAUUAGGAAUCACAGAUUGAGAAUAGGUCGUUUCGACCAGCAUUCCGGCGAGCACUUGACAGCUGAGGAGUCUCCCGCGGAGUACCUGCAGCGUCUGUUCGGGCUUCAGUACGAGAAGGCGCGCAAGGCCCUGGGCACCUUCGGGCUGGCGAGCCACGCGCACACCAUCAAGAUGAAGGACCUCAGCGGCGGACAGAAGGCCAGGGUCGCUCUGGCCGAGUUGACGCUCAUGGCGCCAGAUGUCGUUAUUCUGGAUGAGCCGACGAAUAACUUGGACAUCGAGAGUAUAGACGCUCUGGCAGAGGCCAUCAACCAGUACAAGGGCGGGGUGGUGAUCGUGUCGCACGACGAGCGGCUCAUCCGCGAGACCGACUGCGCGCUCUACGUUAUCGAGGACCAGACUAUCAAUGAGGUGGACGGCGACUUCGACGAUUACCGCAAGGAGCUGCUCGAGAGUCUCGGCGAGGCCAUCAACUCCCCGUCCAUCAUCGCCAAUGCGGCAGUGUUGCAGUAAGGGUAAACGGAUUCGGACUUGGCACAUUCUUGAUAUAGGUACACUUAAGAAGGCUCACUAGCGCCAUCAUCGCAUUUUUAUCGAUAUCUUUUAUUUAAUACUAUUAUACUAUACUAUAUUAUAUUAUAUUAUAUUAUUAUACUAUAAUUUAACUAAAAACUUACCUCAGAAAAUUAUACUAGAUAAAAUAUUUGAUAUUAUUAUAUUUUUUAUUAUGUUUGUAAUUAUGUAUUAUAAUUUUCGUUCUAUACGAAUUACGUCGAGACGACAUGUACGACUAAAAGUAGUCACAAAUUACGACGAGGAUUUUGGCGGCCUCCUUUUUCUUUUUAGGAAAUCGUGGCAACAGUGUCCUAUAAAGAACUAUUAUAUAUUUAUUUUUUAUUUUUAUAUAUCCAGUGGUGUUUUUUUAGUUUUCACAUAAACUACUAGAACUAAAAACAUAUCACUUUUAAAAGAAAUUGAUAAAAAUGUGUGGGCGGCGCUAGCGUGUGGGUUAGCUGGCUAGCUCAAUAUUAAAGAGUGACCAAAACCAAUUUUAGGUUUUAUUUCGAGUCUUGCUAGAUCCCGUCGUAGAAUUAUUUUUGAUAUUUCUUUCUAAUGUCAGUUUGAUAUGGCCCAUCCUAAACCUGUUGGCUUUUAAUCACUUAAGGCUUAAAUAAUAUAUGUUUCCUCUGAUUCAACCAUUUCAAAUUUUGGUGAAAUUAGUUAUUAAAUUUAUGCCCGAUGAUGUCCAACUUACUCAAUAACUUACACAGAAAGUAGGAUCUCAAAAGUUUUUGUUAACAUAGACUUAUAGAGUUGAUAUAUGUAAUGUUUGAAUAAAAAAAAAACAAA
This is a messenger RNA of Plodia interpunctella (Indianmeal moth), 3695 nucleotides long. RefSeq lists its product as uncharacterized. Lineage: Eukaryota; Metazoa; Arthropoda; Insecta; Lepidoptera; Pyralidae. The record is from RefSeq and is a predicted model, not a curated record. The transcript is spliced from 18 exons. The coding region runs from base 126 to 2858 and encodes 910 amino acids. Gene Ontology annotation, molecular function: ATP binding; ATP hydrolysis activity.